Molecule: messenger RNA, 708 nt
Organism: Pollicipes pollicipes
Lineage: Eukaryota; Metazoa; Arthropoda; Thecostraca; Pollicipedomorpha; Pollicipedidae
Product: phenoloxidase-activating factor 2-like
Exons: 4
Coding region: 1-708 (235 amino acids)
Biological process (GO): proteolysis
Molecular function (GO): serine-type endopeptidase activity
Source: RefSeq, a predicted model, not a curated record
AUGAAGUGCGUGCCCUACUUCCGCUGCGGCGAGGAGGACAUCGUAAGCGACCAGCUGGGCGCCUUCGACAUCCGCAUCGGCAAGACGCAGUUCGAAGACGAGCACGAUUUCCUCACGCACUCGGAAUGCGCACGCUUUGGCGACCCGCGCCACCACCCGUACGUUCCGCAGUGCGGCCGGCGGCGGCCGGACGGCAUCGGCGCACGUAUCAUCGGCUUCAACGAGAGUGAGUCGCAGUUCGGCGAGUUCCCCUGGAUGGUGGCCGUGCUGCGCGUGGAGGAGCUGGGCGAUGAGGUGGUGCUGACGGCGGCUCACUGCCUGCAAGACCUGGAGGGCUCGCGUCUCGUGGUGCGGCUCGGCGAGUGGGACACGCAGCGCGAGUCUGAGGUGCUGCCGCACCUGGAUAUCGAGGCGGACGGCUUCGAGCCGCACCCCGACUUCGACCCGAAACGACUGCGCGAUGACGUGGCCCUACUGUUCCUGUCCGAGCCCGCGCACUGCAGGAGCACAUCGACACCCUCUGCCUGCCGACCGCUGAUGUCAACUACAACCGCGCCGACUGCCGUCGCUACCGGCUGGGGCAAGGACGCCUUCGAUGACGGCUUUUUCCAGACGGUGCUCAAGCAGAUCGAGCAUGCCCGCACGUGCCGAGGCGGCCUGCCAGCGCGCGCUGCGCAAGACCCGGCUGGGCAAGUACUUCCGGCCUAG